Molecule: messenger RNA, 2955 nt
Organism: Peniophora sp. CBMAI 1063
Lineage: Eukaryota; Fungi; Basidiomycota; Agaricomycetes; Russulales; Peniophoraceae
Source: the annotation of a GenBank genome assembly
AUGGCGGUCCUGUCCAACGCCUUAAAUGGCCUAUGGGCCAAGGCUCCGAUGCUCUCUCCCUCUGGCGCCAAACUCGAAUUACCGCUCAUGGCCGACGAUCCCUUAACCGCGAAACUCGGCGACGAUGAAUCCUGCGAACUCAGGAUAGAAGGCAUGACUUGUGCGGCUUGCGUGCAGUCGAUCGAGGAGAUGCUCAAGUCGCAAGAGGGAAUUCACUCGGUCACUGUGGCCCUACUCGCAGAGCGCGGCGUCGUGCACUACGAUCCCUAUGCCUGGACGGCUGACAAGAUCAUAGGCGAAAUUCAGGACAUUGGUUUCGACGCCACCAUCAUCCCAAAGGCGCGCGCCGAUGAGCUUACGCUCCGCAUCUAUGGCAUGACAUGUUCUUCAUGUACCUCGACCGUCGAGCAGGAGCUGGGAGCCAUGCCUGGGAUCACCAGCGUCUCGGUGUCCCUCGCCACGGAGACGGCGAAGAUCACCUACGACCCUUCUAUGGUCGGGGCGAGAGAGAUGGUGGACCGUGUAGAGGAGUUGGGCUUCGAUGCCAUGCUCUCCGACCAGCAGGACGCGACCCAGCUCAAGUCGCUGACCCGCACGAAGGAGAUCCAGGCUUGGUGGACACGGUUGAAGUGGAGCUUCACCUUUGCGUUGCCCGUCUUCUUCCUCGGCAUGAUUGCGCCGCAUAUUCCCUUCCUCGGCCACAUCUUGUCGAUGCGCGUCUGCACUGGCUUGCCGCUCGGACACCUGCUUAUCUUCCUUUUGACGACGCCGGCACAAUUCUGGGUGGGAUGGAAGUUCCACAAGAACGCGUACAAGGCCUUAAAGCACAAGAGCGCCACGAUGGACGUUCUCGUCUCGCUCGGCACCACCUCUGCAUACGUCUACUCGGUCCUCAUUUCGAUCGACGCCAUGAUCAACAUGCACGACGAGCCGCCCGUGGUCUUUUUCGACACCAGCACUAUGCUUAUCAUGUUCGUCUCCAUGGGCCGCUUCCUCGAGAACUCCGCGAAGGGAAAGACGAGCGCCGCUUUGACCGACCUCAUGGCGCUCGCUCCUUCCAUGGCCGUCAUCUACACCGAUGCGGCAUGCACGCAGGAGAAGAAGAUCGCCACCGAGCUCUUGCAGCCCGGUGACACUGUCAAGGUCGUACCAGGUGAUAAGAUCCCCGCAGACGGUACCGUCGUCCGUGGCUCUUCGAGCGUCGAUGAGAGCGCCAUCACUGGCGAGCCUGUCCCUGUUCUGAAGCAAGCCGGCGACGCCGUUAUCGGUGGCACUGUCAACGGCCUUGGCGCAUUCGACAUGCUUGUCACACGCGCGGGCAAGGACACCGCCCUCUCACAGAUUGUGAAACUCGUUGAGGACGCGCAGACAAGCAAGGCGCCUAUCCAGGCGCUUGCUGACCGCGCCGCCGGCUACUUCGUGCCGACAGUCAUCUCACUCGCGAUUGUGACGUUUGUCGUGUGGAUGGUACUCUCGCAUGUUAUGGGAGAGGACGCGCUCCCGCCCUUGUUCCACCACCAUGGCUCGACCAAGCUCGCGGUCUGCCUCCAGCUCUGUAUCUCCGUUGUCGUCGUUGCGUGCCCAUGUGCUCUCGGACUCAGCACUCCCACCGCGAUCAUGGUCGGCACCGGCAUGGGCGCGAAGAACGGUAUCCUCAUCAAGGGUGGACGCGCUCUCGAGGCGAGCCGCCGCUUGAAGCGCGUUGUUCUGGACAAGACCGGUACCGUCACCGAGGGUAAGCUCACUGUCUCCGGUAUUGCAUGGGCACCGACGCACGAGACCGGAGAGGCGCUUAUCCAGGCUGCGGACACCCUUAGCCAGGCCUCGCUUAACGUCGUGGCUGCGGACGGCGUCACUUCGCACGCCGCCAUCAUCGCCAUGCUUUCCGCCACCGAAGCGCGCUCCGAGCACCCUUUGGCCAAGGCUGUUGCAACCUGGGGCAAGAACAUCCUCGCCGGUGCAGGGCACGACGCAACCGUCAGCACAUUCGAAAGCAUCACUGGUCAGGGUGUCAAAGCCGACGUGGUCCUCAGCACCGGGUCCCGCUAUACCAUCUGGGUUGGCUCAGCGCGCUUCGUCACCGAGAACGACGAGAGCCGUCUUCCAUCCGCCCUCUCGACCUUCUCAAGUGAAGAGGCAUCCCACGGACGUACGCUGAUCUACUGCGCCAUCGCCAGCAGCACCAAGCGCCCGUUGCCCGUCCUCGCUGUGUCGCUUCAAGAUGCACCAAAGCCGUCCAGUAUCCAUGCUAUUCGGGCAUUGCAAAACAUGGGCAUUGAAGUCAACAUGAUGACGGGCGACGGCGAGAUCACUGCGAAGGCUAUCGCGAAGCAGGUCGGGAUCAGGCCUGAGGGCGUUUGGUCGAGCAUGAGCCCCAAGGGCAAGGCUGCGGUCGUUACCGAGCUGAUGCAGAAGGGCGAUGUUGCGAUGGUUGGUGACGGUAUCAACGACUCACCUGCCCUCGUCGCUGCGACUGUCGGCAUUGCACUCUCCUCCGGCACCUCUGUUGCCAUCGAGGCCGCCGACAUUGUUCUCAUGCGCUCCGACCUCCUCGACGUCGUCGCAGCCCUCGACCUCUCCCGCGCCAUCUUCCGCACCAUCCAGCGCAAUCUCAUCUGGGCAUGCAUCUACAACGUGUGCGGCAUCCCGCUCGCCAUGGGCGUCUUCCUUCCCUUCGGCCUGCACUUGCAUCCCAUGAUGGCCGGAGCGAUGAUGGCGUUCUCGUCGGUGUCCGUCGUCAGCUCGUCGUUGCUUCUUAAGCGCUGGGUGCGCCCUGCGGCCAGCCUCAUGCCCGGCGAAGAGGCCGAAGGGGAGAGCUUGCUAGACAUUGCGCGUGGUGUCGUCGGUGCGCCAUGGGACUACGUCCGCAACGUGGUCCGCGGUCGCCGCGCAGGAUACGAGCAGCUUCCCGGCAUCGCUCUCCCCCCUACCGCCGCACCCGACUCGUCCGUAUAG